Messenger RNA from Leucoraja erinaceus (little skate), 7296 nucleotides. RefSeq names its product epsin 2 (gene epn2). NCBI's taxonomy places the organism in Eukaryota, Metazoa, Chordata, Chondrichthyes, Rajiformes, Rajidae. The transcript is spliced from 9 exons. Gene Ontology annotation, cellular component: plasma membrane; endosome; clathrin vesicle coat. The record is from RefSeq and is a predicted model, not a curated record. Gene Ontology annotation, molecular function: clathrin binding; phospholipid binding. Gene Ontology annotation, biological process: endocytosis. The coding region runs from base 398 to 2158 and encodes 586 amino acids.
UGCCGCUGCCGCCGCCAUGUUGUCGUCAGGCGGACUGCAGCUGCAGCAGCAGCUCGAGCCGCGCCGCCGCUUCCUCCUCCUCGCCGCCCGCGCGCCCCGCCAGUCCCGCCCGCUACCUCACAGGAAAACGCCCAGAAGCUUCUAGGCGGAUGGGUGGUCGGAUGAGUUGCUGGCUGGUUGCGGGACCCCCCGAGCUGCCGAGCAGGUUAUUUGCCAAAACUGAGAUUUCGCUUUGAGUGGAAAUGAUUUCACCAACAGGCACGCAACAGGCAUUGAAAUAUACAAAGAUCUUCAGUGGUGUUCUCAGCAAUAGUUGUUGGAUGUGAAAAUCAUUGAAUACCAUUGAGUAACUGGAGAAAAACCUUUUCUGAUCAAUUACGUCUUGACGAGGUUCAUCAUGACUACAUCAGCUAUUAGACGGCAAAUGAAAAACAUUGUGAACAAUUAUUCUGAAGCUGAAAUUAAAGUGCGUGAGGCAACUUCGAAUGACCCUUGGGGACCCUCUAGUUCCUUAAUGACCGAAAUUGCAGAUCUAACCUAUAACGUUGUGGCAUUUUCAGAAAUAAUGAGUAUGAUAUGGAAGCGUCUCAAUGAUCAUGGCAAGAAUUGGCGGCAUGUUUACAAGGCUCUGACGCUGUUAGACUAUAUGAUAAAAACUGGAUCUGAAAGAGUUGCACAACAGUGUAAGGAAAAUAUAUUUGCUAUUCAGACCUUGAAAGACUUUCAGUACAUUGAUCGUGAUGGUAAAGAUCAAGGUAUAAAUGUACGUGAGAAGUCAAAACAGCUUGUCACUUUGUUGAAGGAUGACGAAAGGCUCAAGUCCGAGAGAAGCCAAGCUCUUAAAACAAAAGAACGUAUGGCUCAAGUGGCAACAGGAGUAGGAAGCAAUAAUCAAAUUACUUUUGGUCGUGGGUCUAGCCAGCCUAACCUGUCCACCAGUUAUUCAGAACACGAGUAUGGAAAAUCAGGAGGAUCACCUGCUUCAUAUCAUGGCUCAACCUCUCCACGAGCUUCAUCAGAGUUGGAACAGGCCAGACCACAAACAAGUGGAGAGGAAGAACUUCAGCUGCAAUUGGCAUUGGCCAUGAGUAGGGAAGCAGCAGAACAGGAGGACCGCCUCCGCCGUGGUGAUGAUCUACGACUUCAGAUGGCCUUGGAGGAGAGUCGCAGAAAUUCAGUUGUAUUAGUGGGCAGCACAGCUCCAAAGAAGAAAAAGGCAUCCAUGGUUACUCUCACGGAUCCCUUGCCAGCUGCAACAUCAAAGAAAAAUGGACUCUGGGAAAUAUCUGUCCGACCGGUUCUAAUAGAAAAACCUGACCCUUGGGGAGGAGCAGGUAGCCCAGUAGCAUCUGACCCAUGGCAAACACUUGAUACAAUACCCACUGCUGCCAUUGAUCCUUGGGGUGCUUCAUCUGCCCCACAGACACUUACUAAAAGCGUAGACCCAUGGAGUUCACAGACCACCUCUACUGUCGUGACACCAUCAGCUGAUCCAUGGGGACCAGGCCCUUCAGCUGAUACUAUUUCUGGCAGUACAGCUUUUGAUCCCUUCAGCACGUUAAAUGGUGCAGCAAAGGAUGACUUUGCUGAUUUUGAGGACCUUAGAGCUUCAUCAAAAAAGCCAGAUGAGACUGAUGUGUUGGGAGGGAGUUCCCGGCUAUGUGGUUCGAUUAGCCCAGAUCUACUUGACACUCAGUUUGGUAGUUCAGCAAAACAGACUGCAGCUCGGAAAACACCAGAAUCCUUCCUUGGUCCUAAUGCAGCAUUAGUGAAUCUGGAUUCCCUGGUAUCCCAACCUAUCCACCCAUCCAGUAUAUCUAAUCCUUUUCUAGCUACAGGUUCAGCUCCAGUCCAAGUCACUCAGAUAAAUCCCUUUCAAGUUAACCAACCACAGCCUCCAACACUGAACCAAAUGAGAGCCAGCCCUUUGGCCCCAGGACAGUCGACGUUCGGUACUAUGCCUACAGUUAAUAUGGAGCCCAUGCCAUGCACCUCCAUGUCAGCACCACAGGUGGCAAUGGGCAUGGUUCCAGUGCCAAUGAUUGGUAGGAUGGGUACAGGAAUGAACAUUACUGGAACAAUGCCCCAGCCACUUGUAUCAACAGGCAUUCCUCCAUCUACAUCUCAGACCACCACAACUAACCCUUUCCUAUUAUAAAAGAUGAGAGAUCGUCAUUAGAAUGAAAACCUAGACAGGAGUGCGGUUAGUUGAGUUAAAUGUAUUCUAGACUACAUUUAUGGGUGAGAUGAGGAAACCGUCACAGUGGAUUUAGGUUUUGCUGUGUUGGUUUUUAUGAAAUACAUAUUGACAGUGGUUACUUUUCUCAAUUUUCUGAAGAAGCUAUUUGCUGCCAAUGGAGGUAUCGUUUGGUGACUGAACAUGUAGUUGAAUACCAGUAAAAUGAAUCUAAUAUUCAUACCUCCUGAAUCCUUCAGUCCUUAAGUGCAUAUUACAGUUUGUCCAAAGGUAACAUAGUCUUCUGUGCAGUAUAUUCAGUUUUUGCAUAUUUCUCAUGUCAUCUUUUUCAAAAAAAUAUAAAGACCACUGACUGUUUUUAAGAAUUAGAACUUUGCUUCCUAAUUUAAAAAAAAAAGCAAAUCUGAAAGAGGAUCCCAAAUCAGAAUGCCUACAUCACAGAUUUCAUAACUGAUAAAUUCUUCCAAUUUUUUUAUAGCAGUAUAGAUUUUUGAAUCGUGUUGUGUCUUAAAUAUGCUGCUGAAUAGUUGCUUUUGAACUUGGACUGUUGCAUGCAUCUUUAAUUGCUUUUUGGAAUAUCAUUCCAAGCUCUGGAUGCUAUUUUGGAAGAUGGUAUUGGCUAUUCAGUAUUAAUAAUGGUUGAGCACUGAAAAGAUUGAAUUUUUUGUAGAGUUCUAAUUAAAAAAUAAAUGCAGUGAAUAGGGACAAACUGUAAAUACAAGUAACAUCAAGGAGGAUUUUUUUUAAUGUAAAAGAAAAGUUGCAUGCAUCAGUCAGUUAUUGAAAUCUAAAAUUUGCUACUUUCUGGCUAUUCUCCAGUAUAAAAACACAUUUAGGUGAGAGGUUGUAUCACUCUUAGUGCAGUAAAGUAUAGAGUUUGAAGGAAAAAUACAUCAGUGUAACCUUGGAUUCUAGGUGCUUUUUUACUUUCUUUUGUUUUAGAUUUUACUAAGUAAAGCAAACAUUAAGCUACUUCAGACUCGACAUCGGUAUAAGCAGUUAAUCCUGUACACUUUGCACAGCAUUUUUAAUAGAUAAAUCUUCAUGUAAAGGUCAAGGAGCCAAGUUAUGAGUCUGUUCUUUGCAACCAUAUUCUAGUUUAAAACAAGUUUAAUGCUAUUUUUAAUCUUUCAGUCUAGGGGUUUUGGUAAGAUUUUGCAAGCGUGUUUUUUAUCUGCUUUAAAACAUUGUUUGACAGGUGCCAUAUGUGCAGUCCAAACUGUAUCUUUGCUUCAUUGUUGAGAGAAUAAGACCUGUAUUUUAGAAAGAGAAAAGGGAAUCCUGCAAUUGAGAGUGUACUUGUAUUAUUGUGUUUAGUCUGCCAUGUUGGUUCAACACUAAGUGCAUAGCAAGUUAUUAAGUUUUGUAAUUGAUAAUAGAUUUUCUUUGGAAAUGAAUGAAUGGUCAGACUGGUUACUUAAGGAUGAAUUGCUAUGCAGAAAAGGUAGAUAGUAGUCCUAAAGUUUUAUUUUAAUAACUUAUGGGAAAACAAGCAUGAUCAGUCUGUGCUCUUAACAAAUGAGAAAUUUUCUAUCUUGACAAUUUGGAGUGUGUGUGUUUUACAGUUUCAUUUGGUUUUGUUUUUUUUAGCUAGGAAAUGAGUUUUGGAGACAUGGCCAACAGCAAGUUAGUAUUUCUUUUAAAGGGAAAGAUAAAAGCUUGUAUUUGUUCUCCUUCCACAGUUCAUUUACUUUUAUAAAAUAACUUGGAUUUCUAUACCAUUCAUUAAAUAAUAUGUCUUGAGUGAUUUGAUAGUGAACAAUCUGGCAUUAUAAUAGUAGUGGUCAGUAUUUACUCAUUGUAAAAUCAAUUGCCAGACCCUAUCAUUUAGUAUUCACUUGACGUGCAUAUAUUUCAUACCCACGUUAAAGACCAUUAUGAACUUAAUGCUUCUCGGAUCUACAUUUGGAAGUUAUCACCUGUCAUUCAUGCUUAAAUAAAAUACUGAGUUUCAGCUGAUAUCAUUUUGCUUAAGAUAGAGAAAAAGAAAAUACCUACAAUAAUAAUUAUUUUAAAAUAUGGGUGUGGAAUAUUUGUUCAUGUGUCAAAGUAAUUUGUCUAGUUAUAGCAUAUAGCUAUGGUGGUAUGCACCUUAUUUUAAAAAAAGUCACUAUUAGCAAUACAAGUAUGGCAUAUUAUAUAACUUAGAAUUUUCCAAAUUUCUGAAAAUGAAAAUUCUAUUGCUUUUAAGAUUGACACAUAAGUAUAUGCAUUUUUAUAUCCAGAAAGUGGUCAUCUAUAUACCAGAUAUGGAACUGCCACAAUGAAAUUCAUGCCAAGCAAGUUCAUUUGAAACAUAACCCUGUUUGACCUUGCACAUAUAUAUUUAUAUUCUAUGAUUCCAGUUAUUUGAAUUGAUUUUAGUUCUUCAAAGGGUUCAUGUGAGUGCGUGAGAAUAUGCAUGCUAAGAGUGCAGCCACUACUUGUAAAGUCUUGCAUCUAGUCACUAAAAUGUAUACAAAGCUUCUGGUAAGAUUUGUAUUAAUUGUUUUCAUCAUGUACUGUAAAAUGUCUUUGCUGUCAUUCUGUUAAUAACUCUGCAUCAAUGUAAUGUAUUGUAGUCUACCAUCUGUACCUGUUGUGUAAUUUCAUGUGUACUGUAACUGUAUUGGAUUUACUAAAAUAAGUCAUGUAGUAGAAUUUCAUAGUUCACUAGCAUAGUUAUAUCUUUAAAGCCUUUAAAAAAAAUCUUUGACACAAAUUAAGAAAGUCAAGCAACUGGAAAAUCAGUGUGAGACAUCUCAAUUGAAAAAGUCAUGACUCUUUCUAGAAGAUGGAAACUGACACUUCGCAACAAGCGCCUUUUUAUUUAUCCACGCAGGACCCAGUUGAUAUUUUGUACCGCACUCACUCCAUUUCUUUUUAAUGUUAUGAUGGAUAUUCCCAGCGUGUUUUUGACGUAGCAAUGUACCAGAAGCUCAGUUUCUCACAAGCUUUACAAAGACCAGAGAAGUAGUUCUAGGGGUCUUGUAAAACAAAAUAUUUCAAAGAUCUUGGCUAAUUCAGUAUUCAAAUAUUCAUUUUCAUGGCUGGGGUGUAUCGAGGUGAUGAAUAACCCAACGGCCUGUAAAUUAAUUAGUGGUCUUGUCCUGUGGUAUCUGCACCCACUGUUGGUUGGCUCCAUUUAUUUAUUACGCAUCUGAUCUUCAAGAAUUUACAUAUUUACCCCUAAACAUGCUAACAGAUUAGAGAGAGCUAGGGUGCUCCAAACCCAGUGGUGAAUAAGUCAGGAGAGAUGCCACAGAAUUCCUUUAAAAGUGCUGGGUCCCAGAAUACAAAAAGGCUUUAUCAGAAGACAAUUUUCUGGGCAUCUGGGCUGUGGGUUGGGGUAACUGGGGUGGUAGAAAUAAAUAUGGUGCAUUAAGCUACAAAGUCACACCAAACUAUUUUAGUCACCGGAUCAUUUUUGUUUAUUGUUUGUAUUCUUUCAAAAUAUUGUCAAAACUAUCUACCAGUAUUUUACAUUUUAUAUACAACAUAAAACUAGAUCAUAGAUCUCCUUCACCCACAGCUUUUAUUCAAUAAUACUCAUAAAAACAUUUUGUUAGCCUCCGAGAUAAAAACAAUGAUUGUAUUAAUUAGCAAAGGUAUACAAUGAGUGGUUACUACAGCUCGAAAAAAUCCAUUCUUGAUGCAUAUUUAUAUUUUAAGAACCUGUUAAAAAAUUUCUGACACUUGUGGAACUCAAUCCAAUACCCUAAUAAGUGUAUAUCAUGUUUCUUAUUAGGUCUUCAGGUUAUGUAUUACUAUCAUCAUGGUAAUAUGCACUUGGAUUAUUUUCUUAAGGGUAACAACACUGAAUCGUGAUUUUCCCAAUCCUCGAGGAAACAAUAGAAAUGUGCAAUACUGAUGGACUAACAAGGAAACUACUCUUUGAUUAUAGCCUUAACUUCUUGAUAUGAUAUAGCACCUGUUUAGCCCUAAAUGACCUGAUAUCCUCCAAAUAUGAGUGAAUUCAUUUCAUCUAAUCUCUUUGGAAUGGGUGUUUUAUUUACUGUAAAGAUACAUGGAAACGGGCCCUUCGGCCCACUGAGUCCACAUGACCAUCAAUCACACGUUCACACUAGUUCUAUGUUAUCCCACUUUCUCAUCUACUCCCUACGCUCCAGGGGCAAUUUCACAAAGGCCAGUUAAACUACAAACCUGCACUUUGGGAGGAAACCGGAGCACCCAGAGAAACCCCACGCAGUCAGAGAGAGAACGUGUAGAGUUCGCACAUACAGCAUCCGAGGUCGGGAAUAAAUCUGGGUGUCUGGCAUUGUGAGGCAGCAGCUUUGCCAGCUGCGCUCUAGUGCAGCCCGCAAUAAUUCUUUGAACAAAAAAAAGUUUUGUCUUUCCGUCACAGUGGAGAACUUUGGUUUCCUCCAAAACUUGGUGAACAUGUCCCAGAUUCAUCAGGAUUUAUUUCUUUAGCUUGGAUUCAGGGAUCUCCAUUUUAUUUUAUUUGAAUAAUCAUUUAUAAGGUGGUUGCUGUGUUCUAUACCAAUUUAAUUUGUGCUGUCACCAGCAUUUGGUUUUGUGAUUAUCAUGAUGCAAGUUAGACUAGCUUGGAGUUGAUACAUUGUAGUGGAGACAAUGUAGUCAAGACAUCUUAAUUUAGAAUGCAGCAACUUGACAACCCUUGAGAUUGACUAACCUACUUUUUAAUUUGGUGAGAAACAGUGGGGUGAGGCACCAGUAUUAUGCUGAGAUGAACAAAAUAAAUCUGAAUUAAAUUUUGAAGGCCAGUAGAGGGACUGGUACUUAUUGAUUUUCCAGUUAUUUGGCUUGCAUUUUAUUAGGCAAAGAUAACUAUGUUUAAAGAAUGAGGACUGCUGCACAUAAUGGUGAGUACCCACAUUUUUCAUGUAUUAUGUUCUGUUCAUCCACAAACUUAUUCAUGAUGCUGGGAGCAGGCUGCUUUAUAUGUUAUUGUGCUCAACUGUCAUUACUGUAUUAUAUAACUUAUCAUUUGUACUAUUGUAACAUAUGUUCUGUAUCCUUUUUUCUAUGUAAUGGUUUUGUAGCAAAUCACGCAGUUAUUGUUUCUGCCAUUUAAACAGCAGCAAAGAUCAGGGGCCUGUUGCUCAAAAAAGGAAAUUAAAUUGUCGGUAUCUGAA